AUGGGUCUUCGCAGGGCUCGCCAUUAUAUGGGCUCGUUACUGGUUCCAAGCAAUGCGUUCACCGCAUGUUCCGCCAAGAAAACAAUUAGCGCUCUCAGACUUUCCCACAGCCGUAAGACAGAACAAGUUUAUCAGUAUGGUGGCUGUUACACAUCCUCCAUCGUGAUGAAUGGCUAUCGUCUUGAUUUCAGACGUUUACUUUUAGAUGGAAUCAACACCAAGCAAAUAUGA
Trichomonas vaginalis G3 is the source of this 231-nucleotide messenger RNA. RefSeq lists its product as uncharacterized. The transcript has a single exon. NCBI's taxonomy places the organism in Eukaryota, Parabasalia, Trichomonadida, Trichomonadidae. The record is from RefSeq and is a predicted model, not a curated record. The coding region runs from base 1 to 231 and encodes 76 amino acids.